GCGGGCAUCGGAGAAUGGCCGGGCGCGGGGGAGCCUCUCGGCCGCUGGGCCUGGUCGUGGGGCUGCAGCUGGGGCUGCUGUGCCUGCUCCCGGGCUCCGGCGCCCGCGCAGCGCCGCCGCACCUCGUCUUCGUGCUGGCCGACGACCUGGGCUGGAACGACGUGGGCUUCCACGGCUCCCACAUCCGCACGCCGCAGCUGGACGCGCUGGCGGCCGGCGGGGUGCUGCUGGACAACUACUACACGCAGCCCCUGUGCACGCCAUCGCGGAGCCAGCUGCUCACCGGGCGCUACCAGAUUCGCACAGGGUUGCAGCACCAGAUAAUCUGGCCCUGCCAGCCCAGCUGCGUCCCCCUGGAUGAGAAACUCCUGCCCCAGCUGCUGAAAGAAGCAGGCUACGCUACCCACAUGGUCGGAAAGUGGCACCUGGGAAUGUACCGGAAAGAAUGCCUUCCCACCCGCCGAGGAUUUGAUACCUACUUUGGAUACCUCCUAGGUAGUGAAGAUUACUACUCCCAUGAGCGUUGUUCAGUAAUCACUGCUCUCAAUAUUACACGGUGUGCUCUUGAUUUUCGAGAUGGUGAAGAAGUUGCAACAGGUUAUAAAAAUAUGUAUUCAACAAACAUAUUUACACAAAGGGCUAUAGACCUCAUAACUAACCACCCACCAGAGAAGCCUUUGUUUCUCUACCUGGCUUUGCAGUCCGUCCAUGAGCCCCUUCAGGUCCCUGAGGAAUACUUAGAACCCUACGACUUUAUCCAAGACAAAAACAGGCAUCAUUAUGCAGGAAUGGUGUCCCUUAUGGAUGAAGCCGUGGGAAAUGUCACUGCAGCCUUAAAAAGACAUGGACUGUGGAACAACACGGUGUUCAUCUUCUCCACAGAUAACGGAGGGCAGACUCUGGCAGGAGGAAACAACUGGCCCCUUCGAGGAAGAAAAUGGACCCUGUGGGAAGGAGGUGUUCGAGGGGUGGGCUUUGUGUCCAGCCCUUUGCUGAAACAAAAGGGUGUGAAGAACCGGGAGCUCAUCCACAUUUCUGACUGGCUGCCAACUCUGGUGAAGCUGGCAGGGGGGAGCACCAAUGGCACCAAGCCCCUGGAUGGCUACGAUAUGUGGAAGACCAUCAGUGAAGGAAGCCCAUCCCCCAGAUUGGAGCUGCUACAUAACAUUGACCCCGACUUUGUAGACGUUUCACCAUGUCUUGGGCACAGCGUGGAGCCAGGCAGGCAUUCUUCUUCUCCAGAAUAUUCAGCCUUCAACACAUCUGUGCAUGCUGCAAUAAGAUACAGAAACUGGAAACUCCUCACAGGCUACCCAGGCUGUGGUCACUGGUUCCCUCCGCCAUCUCAGUACAACGUUUCUGAGAUACCCGCCGCCGACCCACCCACCAAGACCCUCUGGCUCUUCGAUAUUGACCAGGACCCCGAAGAAAGACAUGACCUGUCAGAAGAAUAUCCCCAUAUCGUCAAGGGGCUCCUUGCCCGCCUGCAAUUCUACCACAAACACUCUGUGCCAGUGCGAUUCCCGGAGCAGGACCCCCGCUGUGACCCCAAGGGCAAGGGGGCUUGGGGCCCUUGGCUGUAGCGGGGUGCAGGCGAAAACCUUUCUCCAGCUGGGACUCCCAAACUCUUGUCUCCCCUGUUCUCCCAGCCUGGGUUCGCUUGGCCCUUCUGUUAGUCUCCUUGCAACACGAGGCCCGUUUCAGACGCUUUGGGCGGUGGCGGAUGUCUGAAGGCGCGGGUGAUGGGCACCUCCCUUGGCUUCUGGGCUGCAGAGCAGCUGGGACCUGGCAGAGGAGGUCCUCGCCAAGUCCUGGGGGCUGGAGCAGCUGCGUCCCGCUGCCUCACGCCGGAGGUUAGGUUCUCUCUGCCAAGAGCUGGGUUUUAUUGGAGCGACUCACGUUUCUCGUGAGAGACAGAGAGCAGACAGUUGUGGGCCGUGCUGUUGGGCAGGGUUCUCCUGGGCUGUGGGAUUCCUGCCCUCCUCUCCUC
Molecule: messenger RNA, 1990 nt
Organism: Sorex fumeus (smoky shrew)
Lineage: Eukaryota; Metazoa; Chordata; Mammalia; Eulipotyphla; Soricidae
Gene: ARSB
Product: arylsulfatase B
Exons: 8
Coding region: 15-1583 (522 amino acids)
Source: RefSeq, a predicted model, not a curated record